Chara braunii is the source of this 1300-nucleotide messenger RNA. Lineage: Eukaryota; Viridiplantae; Streptophyta; Charophyceae; Charales; Characeae. The record is from the annotation of a GenBank genome assembly.
UCAGACAAGACAAGAUAAGGCCAGAUCAGUUCAGAUCAGAUCAGAGAACACAAGGUAUGACCAGAUGAGAUGAGAUGAGAUGAGAUCAGGUACCAUAAGACAGACCGAGAGUACUCGACUGACCCCGCGAUGAGCGUCGCACUUGGAACUGCACCUUGAAAACCUGCGACCUUCCACCCUUACACAGAUUAGAUAGGUACUACUGUAGAUGGGUCGACAGACAUACGACUGAUCACGGAUGGAUAGCAACUGCUACCCAUCCAAACCAGAGAUCAUAGCCGCCUGAGAUAGCAGCCUGAUUUGGAACCCGUUAAUAAUACAACUAAAUGAUUAGUACACGUUUUUGAAAGCAAAACCAAGCCAAGCUGUCGAAAGGCAGAUCUCAGCGAGGCAAGAAAAUCCGAUGGUCUUGUUUCGUCAAGCAAUGAUGAUGGGAACGGGAUCUGCAGUCUCGCCCUUGUGGGCGUAUGCGCGACGGUCUGUGACGCAAGGAGGCGGCGGCUGGAGGUCCAGGGCGUCCAUGAUGAGGACGAUGAUCAGCGGUCGCGGCGUCGGCCGUCCGGUCGUCGGGAUCGCCGACAGGUCAUCCUCGACGGCGAGGCUUACCACCCCCCCGCCGGCCGUCGGGAUCCCCACGCUCUUGCUGCUUGGACAAGAGGCAGGCGGUGCGGCGGGGCCACUGCCGGCGCUGACGUCAACGUUAAUGCUGGCGCCGGGACACGUGGGGGCAGUUCCCGCGCUUCCGUUUCCUCCGGCGGCUGUCUCCGCGAACGGGGGGAUCGCGUCAGCAAGUCGUCCGAGCCUGCGUGGAAGAUCCUACACCGUAGGAUCGGUCGCAAAAGUUCCACUGCAGUCUGCUCCUCCUCCUCCUCCUCCUCCUCCUCUUCUUCCUCUCCCUGCCUUUAGUCACCCCCACCAUGCUCCCACUGACAUGGUUAUGGAUACGAGACUAAGUACCACCAGGCCCUUAGCUAGUACAAUGCCUGAGGACCGAAGGGCCUCGAUCAAAGCUUGGGUAAUGGAAAUGGAUAUGGCGGCCAAGAAGAAGGACGAUAAGAAGAAGAAGAAGAAGGACGACAAGAAGAAGAAGGAUCCGCCGAAGAAGAAGGACGAUAAGUCGAAGAAGAAGGAUGACAAGUCGAAGAAGAAGGAUGACAAUUCGAAGAAGAAGAAGGGUGACAAAUCGCCACCGAAGAAGAAAGAAGACCCCAAGAAGAAGGGCACCAAGAAGAAGAAGUAGAUGCACUGAGUCCGCAGAUCAACGGACAAGCGCGGCUGCCAAUCAAGCUCGACGGCCAUC